AUGAGUCCGUCCAGUGUGUUGCUGGCGCUUUCUCUGGUCCACGGGGCGUCGGUGUGGGGCCUCAACCCUGACGACCCCAACGUCUGCAGCCACUGGGAGAGUUACGCCGUGACCGUGCAGGAGUCGUACGCUCAUCCCUUCGACCAGAUCUACUACACCCGCUGCACCGACAUCCUCAACUGGUUCAAGUGCACCAAGCACCGGAUCAGUUAUAAGACGUCUUACCGGAGGGGGGUGCGCACCAUGUACCGGCGCCGCUCGCAGUGUUGCCCCGGCUACUUCGAGAGCGGAGACCUGUGCGUCCGUGAGUAUCGUUCUCGCCGCCGUCCUCGCCGCUGA
This is a messenger RNA of Knipowitschia caucasica, 339 nucleotides long. The record is from the annotation of a GenBank genome assembly. NCBI's taxonomy places the organism in Eukaryota, Metazoa, Chordata, Actinopteri, Gobiiformes, Gobiidae.